AUGUAUGAGCCUCGAUACUAUGACAGCCCGCCUGUGUACAGUCCGCCUUACAGCACCACCUCCCACAGCUUCUACCCCCCGAGGAGCGUCCACUCCCCCCAGAGCCAGUAUGUCUCCAACUCCUACAACCUCCCCCCGGACUCCUACUACGCCGAGGGGAAGCCUCAGCUCUUCUACCGCUGGUUCUCCCCUCCCGGAUUUGUGAAAACCUUCAAGGGAGCCACGGCGCUCAUGUGCUUCCUCAUCUUCGCCCUCGUGGCUUCCACCUUGGUGUGGGACCUGAACGGCUUCGGGUACGGGGGCUACGGCGUCGGGGAGGCCGGGGCCGUCGGGGGAGCGGCGUCGGGGUAUUACGGGGGCAGCUACGGGUACGGCAGCUCUUACAUGACGCCGCAGUCCGCCAAGGCGGCCAUGAUUUCUAUGGCCGCCAUCAACUUCCUGGUCUCCCUGGGGUUCCUGGUGGCGAGCUUCUCGCGCUCGAGGGUCAUGCGGAGCUGCAGGUUUUACCUCUCAGUGUUCAUCAGCGAUAUCGUCUUAGCCGUCCUUCAGGGAAUCAUCGACAUCAUCUUUGUGAUCGGCGUGAACCCGAUGUCCCAGAGCUCCCAGAGCAUGCUCUACAACCCCAUGCUCAUGAUGUGCCAGAACAUCCAGGGCAGCCCCAGCCUCAGCGGCAGCGUGGGCGCCGGUUUCCCGGGGGGGUUCCCCAUGUACAAUCAGUACCUGCACCACUACUGCUACAUGGACCCCGAAGAGGCAGUGGCGCUCGUGUUGGGCCUGUUCGUGGUCUUGGCUUUGUCCUUCUCUGCCUACUAUGCCUACAAGACCCGCAGCAAGAUCUGGCGCCACGGAAAAGCGAACAUCUACUGGGACGAGCCUCUGGUCAGACCUUCAGAGGGGCAAGACGUCCAGGACUGGGUGAGCCACGACGGAGACGUGCGCAGCGCCCAGCAGGCGCCCACUGUUGUUGUGUCGGAGCGCGCGGCGCCUGACCUGAGGGCGGAGAACAGCGUGGUCUCCUAUGGCAACGGCACCGUCAGCAUCCGCAGUGAGGGGAAUUCUAAAAGCUACAGUUUUCUUGCAGACAGCAGUCACGGCCGCGGCGCUGAGCCUCUGCAGCAGAGCGGCAGGCCUGCAGUUUGCUCCAGCAGCUCCUCGGAUGAGACCGACAGCAUCGGGAAGCCUCCUGCUCCUCAUCAUCAUGGGAGGAAGAAGCAGAGGAAGGACCGGCGGGCUGCGCCGGCUGCUCGGGCGGCGAUGGAGUCCCAGUACGAGACCGGCUACACCACCGGGGACACCGGCAACGAGCUGGACCGGGACCACAGCGACCACCUGUACAGGCUGUACCCGGAGAUCACUUCCGACGAGCAGCGCCGCAAGUACAGGAAGGAGUUUGACUCGGAUCUGUCUCGAUACAAAAGCCUCUGCGCAGAAAUGGACGAAAUCAGCGACCAGAUGCACAAACUGAGCCGAGAGCUGGACGCCCUGGACGAGGACUCCACAAAAUACCAGGGAGUCGCCGAAGAAUACAACCGGCUCAAAGCCCUGAAAAUGACGGCAGAGUAUCGAGCAAAAAAGAAGCAGAGCAAAGAACUCCGGCAAAAGCUUUUCCACAUCAAACGUCUGGUGAAAGUCUACGAUCAGGGUCUGUGCUGA
Molecule: messenger RNA, 1653 nt
Organism: Salarias fasciatus (jewelled blenny)
Lineage: Eukaryota; Metazoa; Chordata; Actinopteri; Blenniiformes; Blenniidae
Product: occludin-like
Exons: 8
Coding region: 1-1653 (550 amino acids)
Biological process (GO): positive regulation of transcription elongation by RNA polymerase II; snRNA transcription by RNA polymerase II
Cellular component (GO): transcription elongation factor complex; membrane
Molecular function (GO): cis-regulatory region sequence-specific DNA binding
Source: RefSeq, a predicted model, not a curated record